AUGGAACCGCCACCAAACUUGGAGGAACUUGAGCUAGUUGGCUAUCCUGGAGCCCAGUUACCAAGUUGGCUUGUCACGAAGUCUCACACCAAUAACUUGACGAAGCUAGCUAUCGAGCAACCCCACAAUAUCUCAUCCCUGCUUGCCUUGUGGAAGCUAUCAUUCCUAGAAGAACUUAUGCUGGUAGGAGCACAAAAGCUAGAAUGUUUGGAUAAGGAAUUCUUUGGAGUUACAAAAGCACUACAUGAGAAUAGUCGUGAUGCUCUUGAUACAUUGUCAAACUCUGAGUCAUCAUUCUCAGCUGAAGCAGUGGCAUUUCCAAAUUUGAGAAAAUUACAUUUUUAUUCCUUUCACAAUUGGACAAAUUGGGAAGACUUGAGUGAAGAUGAUAAAGAAGUUGCAGUCUCUAUCAUGUCACGCCUAGAGGAGCUAGAAAUUUGGAACUGUGAUAAGCUUGAAACUCUACCACAUCGCAUCAUUAAAAAGAUAUCAUCCCUCAAAAAUUUGGAUAUUCAGCGUUGCUUCAAGUUGAGCGAUCGUUACUCUGACAAAAUAAGAGAUGAUUGA
Molecule: messenger RNA, 567 nt
Organism: Coffea eugenioides
Lineage: Eukaryota; Viridiplantae; Streptophyta; Magnoliopsida; Gentianales; Rubiaceae
Exons: 1
Coding region: 1-567 (188 amino acids)
Source: RefSeq, a predicted model, not a curated record